Echinostoma caproni is the source of this 552-nucleotide messenger RNA. Lineage: Eukaryota; Metazoa; Platyhelminthes; Trematoda; Plagiorchiida; Echinostomatidae. The record is from the annotation of a GenBank genome assembly.
AUGUCAGGAGAAGCAAGGUCAUCGGUGGAGUGUAUUGAUUCGGGUGAGACGCAAGGAAAUAACAAUUUAUCGGAUGCAGAACGUCGUGUUCUAAUGCCGGUGGACGGAAGCGAGCACAGCGAACGUGCGUUCAACUGGUACUUGGAAAAUAUAAUGCGACCUGGAGAUGGACUUUAUUUGGCUCAUAUUGUGGAACCUGCUUCACCGGGAAUUAAUUAUGGGAUUGCCAGUAAAUCGCCAGCAAUGAAAGACGAUUUUGCUAAACACAUUAAUAAAUUGGUUGAAUCUGGUCGAGCGCUUCGAGGUAAAUUUCUCUCUCGUUGUGAAAGUCUCGGUUUGGCCGCACGUUUUACAAUUCAUGUGGGCACCAAACCCGGAGAACAUAUUGUGCGUCUUGCUCAAGAUCAGAAUGUCCAAAUGAUAGUCGUUGGAAAUCGUGGAAUCGGGACCGUGCGACGGACAUUUCUGGGCAGUGUGAGUGAUUAUAUUCUACAUAAUGCUAACGUCCCAGUCAUCGUAGUCCCGCCAACAAAGAUCUCUAAGAAAAAGUAG